Messenger RNA from Tympanuchus pallidicinctus (lesser prairie-chicken), 441 nucleotides. It is a transcript of the gene QRFP, whose product is annotated as pyroglutamylated RFamide peptide. Gene Ontology annotation, molecular function: orexigenic neuropeptide QRFP receptor binding. Lineage: Eukaryota; Metazoa; Chordata; Aves; Galliformes; Phasianidae. The record is from RefSeq and is a predicted model, not a curated record. Bases 1 to 441 code for a protein of 146 amino acids. The transcript has a single exon.
AUGCUCCACGUGAGGAAGCCCUUGAUGCCCCCAAGGAUGCUGAGCGCUUUGCCAUCUCUCUCCCUCCCUGUGUCCCCCCAGAUGAGAGCAUCCUACUCGCUGUCCUGCUUCAUCCUGCUCAGCCUGGGGGCCUGCUGCCCACCCCACGAGCCCCGACACCCCGAGGAUGUGCUGGAGCCACGCUGGCGAGGAGCGGUGGCUGAGGCCGCGGGUCCCUGUGGGUGGGCAGCCCCGACGCGGCGGCGAAGCGAGGAGCUGGGCACGCUGCUGGGCAUCGCCCGGGUGCUGCGGGGCUACGGGCAGCAGCACGGCGGGGGCCCACGGGGACGGCAGGAGGGCUCAGAGAAGCGCGGCGGUGGCGGCACGCUGGGGGACCUGGCUGAGGAACUCAAUGGCUACAGCAGGAAGAAAGGUGGCUUCGCCUUCCGUUUCGGGAGGUGA